Messenger RNA from Fonsecaea nubica, 1008 nucleotides. RefSeq lists its product as hypothetical. The record is from RefSeq and is a predicted model, not a curated record. The coding region runs from base 1 to 1008 and encodes 335 amino acids. Lineage: Eukaryota; Fungi; Ascomycota; Eurotiomycetes; Chaetothyriales; Herpotrichiellaceae. The transcript has 3 exons.
AUGGUUCAAUAUAUUCGCUUUCUGCGCACUCCACAAAGUGACGUGGGAAAAAAGGCUAUCGACAUCUCCGCAGUCGUAGCCGUCACUACAGACUUGGGUGAUGCAUUCUUUAGUGAGGACGUCGAACUGCUCGCAGAUGUUGUCGAGGCCAACUCUCCCCAUGGUGUCCUAUACUCUCAGACUAUUAAAUGGCAGGCUUCAACGCGAGCUCUAAAGUUUGCCGUCCAUUGUCCUGGCAAGUAUCUUUCUAGACCUGUGCGCCUCCAUGUGACUACCAAGGAAACCGAGACUGCCUCUCAAGCAUUAGAAAUCCCCAAAAUCCUGGAUGUUUGGAGUUGUGUCUUCCUUCUGUCUGAUAAGCAGCGGACGGACCCAAUCGUGGAGCGACGAAUUGCUUUGUCAAAUAGGAGCGUGGUGAGGAUGUGGGAGGAAACCGGUGAUAGCAUUGCGCGGCAUAUCUGGGAUGCAAGUCUAGGUUUUCUUGUCUAUUUCGCCCAUGCACUGUCUACAUCCCCCAUCGAUGGAAUGUCACUGUUAGUGUCCCUGUUCAAGUCCAGCAAGCUUGUCAAAUGCGACCUUCUCCUUACCGACCUGGAGGACGCUCAGGAGAUUUUGGCGAGCAAUAUCCGAUGCGCUGCGCCCGUGGCAGGAUCUACAGUUCGGUCGGAAGUGUUGGACUGGGCCUCGAGCCUUGAUGAUAGCUCCAAUGCCAAUUACGAUCUCAUUUUGGUUUCCGAUUGCAUCUACAACCCAGACAGCAGUCUGCACUUGGUAGAGACCUUGAGGCAACUGGCCACUCGUACACCCGAAACCGUCAUACUGGUUGGAUUCAAGCGACGACACACAGAGGAUGAUUUGUUCUUCGCACGGAUGCGCACUGCAAACUUCGACAUCCUCGAAACCCUCAAGAUUCCGCUCCCCUAUAUUGACACCGACCAAGACGUGGAUCGACCAACCGCCGAGUUCUUUACCUAUAAGAUGGGCACUCGGCCACAGAACGACUCCUAA